Molecule: messenger RNA, 5180 nt
Organism: Sphaeramia orbicularis (orbiculate cardinalfish)
Lineage: Eukaryota; Metazoa; Chordata; Actinopteri; Kurtiformes; Apogonidae
Gene: rexo1
Product: REX1, RNA exonuclease 1 homolog
Exons: 16
Coding region: 141-3911 (1256 amino acids)
Cellular component (GO): nucleus
Molecular function (GO): exonuclease activity; nucleic acid binding
Source: RefSeq, a predicted model, not a curated record
UUCCCCGAACAAUCCAACAUGGCGCCGUAGGGACGUUGUUAUUGUUUCGUCGCUCUUACAAGCUUUUGCAGUACGACUAAAUUACGCGGAUUGUAAAGCCAAGCGGGUCCGUGCGGGCAUGAGAGGAACAUCUGGAGAUAAUGCUAAGAUCCACCGGCUUCUUCCGAGGGAUUGACUGCCCGUUUUACACGGACUACAGCGAGGGCAAAGGCGGCAGAAAUGGGUGUAACAGACCGUACUGUCACUUCAGGCACAGCCAGCAGAGACGGCUGUCCUACGGGGCACCGGCGGACGGGAAAAAGCAAAGAGACGUCCACUCUGCACAGAAAGAACAAGGUUAUGAUCCUUUCAAUCCAGAGGUUGUGAGGCCACAGGAGCAGCAUAAUGGCAAACCGAAUGCUUCAGGCGACAUCAGCGGUGCUUUGGAGCUCGUCAACAGAGCCAUUGAGGAGGUUCGCAGUGAGGUGGAAAGGGAGAAGCGGAAGCUCUCGCGGAUUGGUGAUGAACCGUACGAUCCCAGUGACAAUUCCAAAUUGGCUCCGUCUGAUUCUGGUAAAAGUCAGGCACCGCCGGCUUCGCAUUCGGCCUAUGAUCCUGGGAGUUACCAGAUGACUUCAGGGGGGUAUGAUCCUAGCCCUGGCUGCAGCAAGUACACGUUGGACUCAGAUGUGAAAGGCAACAGCUCUAUGGAAUAUGUUCCUACUGCAAUGAGAAAGUCUGGAGUUAAGACACAGAUGCAUCAGCUCCCAUCUCCGCCUCCCAGUCCGAAGUAUUCCAACAGCACAUCCUCCUCUAAAUGUAAAUACACUGUAGACAACUCUAAACCCUCUACAGACAUGGAGUAUGAUCCCCUCUCCAACUUCUCAGCAGGAAUUACAGGGAAAUCCAAGAGAGAUGAAAGUGCACAAAGUGUUAAGACAGACACGAACAAGGCACCCGUAGUGCCAGGGGCUCGUAUGUCAGAUGAGGAGUACGCUGUUGAUGUGAAAAAGCCACAAGUAACAAGUGUGGACACAAAGAAGUACACUUUCUCAGACUCUGAUGGGGAGAGCUCUGGGACUGAGUAUCGACCCACCUCACUUAGCAAUCUGCAGCUGAAAAAAGGCAACAGUGGGUCAACUGGAGACGCUGUAGGGAAGGAGAAAAAAGGAAGGACAGAAAGCAUCCAACAUGCACUGACACAGAGGAAUAAAGAGGAUUUUGAUGACUUGACAAUGGAUUCAGACAUCCAGGUAGAUAUUCAGUAUAAAGAUAAGCUAGAGAAAAAGAAGUCUGGUAGUCAAUCCAGUCAUGAGAAAAGUGGCAAGUCUGAGAAAGUACAUAAAGUUGAAAAACAAUCAAAUAAAACAUCUAGUAGUAAAAGCAGUAGCAGCACUGAUAAGAAUAAAGGGUCAAUAAAGAGCUCACACCAGGACUCUGCAAAGAAAGAGAACAAGAGCCAUGGAAAGAGAGACGAUAAGAAGAGUACAGUAAAGGUGAAGACAAGUGAUAAAGUUCUGAGGGAAGAGAAGAGAAGUGAUGGUAAAAUCAAAACUGUAGAAAAACUGAAAAGUGACUCAAACAAACGAGAUAAAGACACAGAAAAUGGAGCGAGACAAAGCAAGAAACCCAAGAUUUAUGACAAGGAGAAGGAAUACAACAAGCACAAGGAUGGCCAUCACAAAAAUGGUAAACUUGAUAGUAGUAAAAGAGACAAAGACAUGAAGAAAAUAUGUAAAAGCGGUUCUAGUAGUAACAGUAAAGGGUCAUCAGCGAGUAGUAAAGACAAGGUGAAGCAAAGCAUGAGCUCGACAAAAAGACCCGAGGAUAAACGGCGAAGUCUGAGUCACGCUGAUCUGUUCGGAGACGAGAGUCCAGACGAGGCCGAACCGAUGGAGGCGGAUGACGACGACGAGCCGGAGGAAGCGCUGGUGAGGAAAUCUGCUGACGCUCUGAGCAGGCGACGCCUGAACAAGAGGAAGGCGUCAGAGCUGACGCCGUCCUCCUCCGAGGACGAGGCUGACUGUGUCGGCAGGACGGUCAGGGAUGAAGUCGAAAGCAUCGAUAUUGACCUCUCUAGUUUCCAGGAUGAUCUGGACUUUGACUCAGAUCCCAUGGAGGAGUGUUUGCGGAUCUUCAAUGAAUCCAAGGAUGUGAAGAGGGAAGACAAAGGAAGGCAAACUAAACAGCCUUCUAGAGAUUCUGAUGAAGAGAAAGGCACAGAGAGCACUUUAACCACUCUCUUUCCUGGUCAAAAGAAGAGAGUCUCCCAUUUUGUUGCCAAAGGAAAUGCCGAUACGACGCCUAAGACCAUGGUGCGGCCGUACAAGAGGCUGACGGCUCAGGAGGUCUGCUACCAGCGCAUGCAGAUAGCGCAGCAACAGGCCGCUCAGCUCUCUGCGUCCGUCAAAGUCGCUCAGAGCUCCAGCCCCGGCUUUUCUGGAGAGAAGAAGAGAAUAGCACACCGUCCCAACUCACAGACAUCAUCACCCAAAACAGAUGUGAAACUGGACAGAAGCCGAGUAUUAUCCCCCAGUCAGACGCAUCAACCGGUCAAGACUCAAACCACAGCUGGUAUUUUGUCCAAAACCACAUCUACCAUCAUGCAUAAGAGAAUGGCACACACCCCCACCAUGAAGAGUUCUUCCAUGAAGCGACCCAUCAUCCCCACCGAGUUCGGGGCCAAAGUUCCCACAAACAUCCGCCAGCGCUACCUCAACACUUUCAUCGAUGAAUGUGUCAAAUUCUGCCGAUCGGAAGGAGCUGCUUUUCAGAUGGCUCUUGAUGAGGAGAAGCUGGUGUAUGAGCGCAGCAGCAGUAAGAACAUCUACCUCAACGUAGCUGUCAACACUCUGAAAAAGCUCCGCAGUAAGAGCAGCUCCUGUCCAUCACCUGUCACCAAGGAGCCAGGGUUACUCGCUAAAAAAAGAGCGCAGUCACAUGAAGAAGUUCUGGGAGGUCGCCUGGCUGCUACAACCAGCUUCACUGUGAACAGGAUGGGAAAACAGCAGGAGGAGAAACUCACCGGAGCCACGUUGUACAGGAAGAUGAAAUUGUACCUGAUGACAGAAGAACAGCUCCAGGAACACGGAUACCCACGACCAAACCCAGAGGUCUCGGGAAAAGCCAUCAUCUACAACCAACCAGAGAAGAAGAUGAUCACAGACCCAUUCACCAAGAUCUGCUGUCGGUGUGGAGCAGAAUAUAAGAUCAACGUAAAUGGAAACUGCGUACGAAAAGAGGAGUGUAGCUAUCACUGGGGUCGAUUACGUCGACAUAAAGUUGCUGGAGGUUGGGAGACCAGCUACAGCUGCUGCUCUGGGGCUGUUGGGACUGCAGGAUGCCAGGUUUCCAAGCAACAUGUUCAGGAUGGACGUAAGGAGUCUUUAGAUGGUUACGUAACCACAUUCAGUAAACCUCUACCACCAAAUGGCAACGGAGGGGUGUUUGCACUCGACUGUGAGAUGUGUUACACAAAGCAGGGUCUGGAACUGACGAGGGUGACGGUCAUUGACUCCGAGCUGAAAGUCAUCUACGACACGUUUGUCAAACCUGAAAGUAAAGUCGUGGAUUAUAACACACGAUUUUCGGGGGUGACGGAGGAGGACUUGGAGAACACCACCAUCACUCUGAGGGACGUUCAGGCUGUGCUGCUCAGUAUGUUCAGCGCUGAAUCCAUCCUUGUAGGACACAGUUUGGAGAGCGACUUAUUGGCUCUGAAGGUCAUUCACAGUUCAGUCGUCGACACAGCCAUCGUGUUCCCUCACCGCCUCGGUUUGCCGUACAAACGUGCCUUGAAGAACCUGAUGGCCGACCACCUCAAACGCAUCAUCCAGGACAGCGUUGGGGGCCAUGACUCUAGCGAAGAUGCCACCGCCUGUAUGGAGCUGAUGGUCUGGAAGAUGAAGGAGGACGCCAAAGUGAAGAGAUGACCUCUGAGCGCUGGUCUGGGCUUCGGUCACUUCCACAUCCAGCCUUUGCUUCGGCGACGGGGACGGACGUCGCAGUUCAGGAGUUGGACUUUCAGACGCUCACAACAGGGUCUCAGACGGAUGAUCGGCGAAGCACGGACGGGAAAAAAACAUUCUGAAAGAGCCUCCUGUCGGCGCCGCACGAGAACUCUGGAGCCCUUCAAAGCAAUAGGAACCAUUAACACCGUUUUCGUACGCUUCUCGGUAUUUCAGUUCGGGAUAAUGUUAGCUAAGACGUUUUUUUGUUCUUUUUCGAGCCGUGUCUUUUAAGGCCUGAGGUCUCUCGAAACAACUGAAGAAGAAAACCUUUCUUUCGAAGAGCUACUUAAAAUCCCAGGGCAUUGUCUGCUGAACGAUGAUGAUUCAUACAAAAUCCACACGAGGCUGCACCUUCAGCCUGAAUUGCACUAUAGAUAUGCUCUUGUUGUAUAGGGCCCAAGUCUGAGUUACCUCAUCUGUGUUAGAAUACAUACACUUAUUAUAAAUAACGAGUUAGUUGUUCUUAGUUACACUUAAGUGCAUUGAUGUCUUAGUAUGUUUAACAUCGCUCUGUAAAUGCACUCGUGGCUGCAGCUGAUGCUCUGUUUAUACGCCGAUUGUUACCAGUUUUUGUUUUCUAUUUUUUUUGGCUCUGAAAUCUGACUAAUCCUAUAAUACUUGAUCACAGCAGCAGCAGCAGAUGCACAGGUGCGUCCACACUGCAGACAAAAACGGCCCAAAUCUGACAUUUUUUUGCUCGUAUGUGACUCGGAUUGGUUUUACUUCAUGACGGUGUUAACAACAAAUAUAACACUGAAUAUAAUCCUUUCAACUCUGACUGAUAUGCGCUCCUAAAUCAGAUACAGAUCUAAUCUUUUCAGUGCGAUCACAAUUCAUCCUUAAUCCUUGUUAUCACUAUCAUCAGCUCAGAUUCUUUGCUCCCACUUCAUAUCAACUUAUAAAUCAAAUAGAAAUGUCGAUUCCAGUGUUUCUGUGUUUUCUGAACCGCUAGAAUCUGUCAUUCAAGCCAAACUAAAAGCAUUAAAACCCAACCUGCAGUGUGAACAAACCCAUCACAUCUCUGCUUCUACCUGUUUCAGUGUAGUCGUCGAAAUAUAUCUCUAUUUAUAGUCCGGGGAAAACAUACCGAUUGAAACCCACCUCAUGUGCUCUGCAUGAAACACAAACCACAAUAAACAUCGUGAUAGUAUUUCCACUAUAAACACACACACAAAAAAAUUUAAAAAAAUA